AUGUGGCGUUUUGCAGUUCUUUACAGUUUAGCCAAAUCAAUUGGUAGAUUUCCGGGUAUUUCAUAUACAAAUACAUGGACAUGUGAAAAACUUAACAGUCCGCGAGAAAUUGAAAAUACUUUUCCCGUUUUUCAUGCAGUCAGAUAUUUUUUUGAUGUUGAGGGAAUUGAUAAUUCUUUUUAUGAUAGAACAUUUGAAGAUGAUUGUUGUAAAUAUUAUAAUCCAAAGUUUGUUAGAAAAAAUAAAAGAAAAUAUUUUUUUAAUUUUUUUAGAAUAUUAAAUAAAUAUAUAUCAAAGUAUUUAAUAAUAGCACCCCCGCCUCAAUCACCAAAAUAUUUUGAUAAAAUUGAGAAUGAAAUUAAAGAAUUAUUUACAUUUUCAAAAAGUGUUCAAAGAAGGGUUGACAAACGAAUUGAAAAUUUAUUUAAGUUUGUUUUUUUUUUGAAUAUUUUUGAAAAGACUAGAGUUUUAAAUAAAUUAAAAAUUUUUAGAGAUGAUAACUCCCACAAAUUUUGUGUAUUUACUCGCCGUGGCGAUUUUACUAAGCCAGAAUGGAAAAAAUGGCACAAAGCUACUGAUAAAGAAUUUACAGAGAAAGCAAUAGAAUUUAUUAUAGAAAACGAAUUACAGGUAUAUAAAAAGGAUGUUGAGGAAAAAAUCAAAAUAUUUAAUAAUAGUUUCGGGUAGGGGUAAGUAUGCAAUGAUGGGUGCUUUUCGAUUUUCAAAAAUUCAUUACUCGGUAGAGUUUUUAUAACGCGGUAGGAUCGGAUAAG
This is a messenger RNA of Meloidogyne enterolobii, 773 nucleotides long. Lineage: Eukaryota; Metazoa; Nematoda; Chromadorea; Rhabditida; Meloidogynidae. The record is from the annotation of a GenBank genome assembly.